AGUCAUUAGGAUUCACUACAGACUGAAGUAGUGUGGAUGGAUCUGAUGCCUUCCCUGAUGGGAAGAGCUCUGACCCCAACAGGUAUAAUGUCUGGAUUGGAGAGUUUCAAAGGUGCCGUGGAAAAGCAACAGAGAGAGACUUCUUUUGGACAGUAACCCUAAAUAAGGUACUGCUUCAUGACAACCCUUUCCUGGCAGGGCCUAUCUGCAGCACCAGAUCAGGCUGGCCCAUCCUGAGGCGGCAACCUACACGGGCCAAUCGCAUCACUCACAAUGAAAGCCUGCCACUCAAGAUAAUACCGCUUGGCCCCAAACACUGUAUCGCGUGUGCCUUUUCCUGCCUUCUGAAAAAGUUGAGGCUGAGCUGCUGAGCCUGACCCUUACCAGGCCUUUGGAAUUCCUCUGCAUACAGAUUAGAUAGGGGAUUUUUUUUUUUUUAAAUUGGAAACUAACUUCAGUUCACUUUAGAACCUCUUGUUUGAUGCACAAGUCUGGCUAUUUCAGAGAUUUCGGCUUUGCAAUUAAGUUGGAAUCGAUCUCUUUUCUCAGAAAAAACUGCUAGUUAGUUGUGGUCAGCAGAAGUCUCCACAUAGGCAUUAGCAAGGAAGGUUCUUGCUGAGGCUCACGCCAAGAAAAGCUCAAAGGAGAACUUUGAGAACUCAUUUUCAGGAUGAAGCUGCAAGAGCAAAGAAAUACUUCUAACACGAACAAAUGCUGUCCGUUGACCAACAGAUGCAGGAAGAAUCUUCUCCCAGCCACUGCCGCUCCUGUGAUGGGAAUCUGGCUCCUUCAAGUGCAACUUCCCCUCCUGCUGCUGCUCUCUGGCCUGCAGAGACCCACGGCUGCAAUUAAAAUCAACUUUGACUUGGUAGAAGAUUCCUUUGAUGAUCAGUAUCAAGGCUGCAGCCAACAGGUCAUGGAGGAGCUAAGUCAAGGGGAUUAUUUCACAAAAGAAGUAGAAACCCACAGGAAUUACUCCAGGGCCUGGGGUUCUGCCCACUUAACCUGGUUGAGCCGAAGUAAAGCUCUCCCUAAGAACAUGACUAUCACACAUGCUGUGGCCAUUUUAGUUUAUACAUUGAACAAAAAUGUUCACUCUGACUUCACUAAAGCCAUGGCCAGUGCUGCCAGGUCUCCAUGGCAAUAUAAACAUUCAUUCCAUUUCAAAUAUCUUCAUUACUACCUGACCUCAGCAAUCCAGCUGCUGAGGAAAGGGACUGUCGUGAAGAAUGACUCUCUGUGUUACGAGGUGCAUCAUGAGGCUGAUUACUUGAAAGCCUACACAGGUGACACCAUUCGAUUUGGCCAAUUCCUAUCCUCCUCCCUCCUAAGAAAAGAGGCACAGAAGUUUGGGAACCAAACUCUAUUUACCAUCCUUACCUGCAUGGGUGCACCUGUACAAAACUUCUCUCUCAAGAAGGAGGUCCUGAUCCCGCCCUAUGAGUUGUUUGAAGUUGUAAACAUGAGCUACCACCCAGGAGGAAAUUGGUUGCAACUGCGGUCAACCGGAAAUCUGAGCACCUACAACUGUCAGCUGCUAAAAGCUUCCAGCAUAAGGUGUAUCCCUGCUCCUGUAGUUACUGCUGCUCUCUCUGUUUUGAUGAGUGCCAUCAUCUCUUCUAAAAGUGGAGUAUAAAGGAGACUGGCAUUUGCUUUUCCUGUACCCUUUUGCUUUAUUCCAGUCAGGGCACCCUGAACGCCCUUGGGGAAACACUCUGCCCCACCAACUCAUGCAGAGCUGGCUCAGCCCACUGCCUAAGAGUGGGCUUGUAACUCAGUAUAUUUCUUCUCCAUGGACACAGAGCUCCAUGCUGGCACAGAAAAUGACCCUGUCAGUCUAUGAGAUAACUUCAGGGUACUUUGUUGGCACUGGGAUUAGGAGUGAGGUGGGAACUUUUUUUUUUUUUUGAGUGGAGCUUAAUGAAAACAGAGUGUGAGCCUAGAGCUGCUAGCAGCUAUCUUGCCCCCAGGAAGGGAGACCCUACCUUCCUGAGAAUGGAGCUAACACAAUGAAGGAAAAGCUGAGGAGUGAAAAGAAACUGAGUCCGGAUGAGAGUGCAUGAACCACUAGAUCCAACCGUGCCUGAAACUAAAUACUGUGGGCUUUUUCAUUACAUGAAUCAAUAAACUAUAUUUUUGCU
Molecule: messenger RNA, 2141 nt
Organism: Hipposideros armiger (great roundleaf bat)
Lineage: Eukaryota; Metazoa; Chordata; Mammalia; Chiroptera; Hipposideridae
Gene: ART4
Product: ADP-ribosyltransferase 4 (inactive) (Dombrock blood group)
Exons: 3
Coding region: 671-1636 (321 amino acids)
Molecular function (GO): NAD+-protein-arginine ADP-ribosyltransferase activity; NAD+ poly-ADP-ribosyltransferase activity
Source: RefSeq, a predicted model, not a curated record